AUGACAGAAAACAUCAAGAGUCUGGUUGAUUGGGCCACAGCUUCUGGGGCUUAUCUUCAUCCUGACGUUGAAAUUUAUAAAGAUGCAGUAACAGGAUUAUCGUUCAAAGCGCAACAAACGAUAGCUCCUCAAACAAGUAUUGUGCGAUGCUCAUACCAGAUUUCUCUAUCAUAUCUAAAUGCGAUUGGCACGUAUUCUGAAUUUCCCUCUACCGAUCCAUUUCCUGUUGAGUUCUUGGAGAAUUUGAAACAAGAUGAUCCCAACAUUAUUGGUCACUUUUUUCUCAUACAGCAAUAUUUGAAGGGUGAUCAAUCUCCAUGGUGGCAGUAUAUCAGAUUACUUCCUCAGCCAAAUGAUCCCAAAAGCCUUGGGAUUCCUAUCUGGUGGCCAGAAGAAGAUCAAGAGUUCCUCACCGGGACAAAUGCAGAACCUCCACUUCAGAAGCGAGAACAGAUGUGGAGAGAUCAUUAUAUCCUGUAUCGAUGGGCUGCUACUAUCUUUGACAGUCGAAGUUUUCGACCAUCCUUGACAGUUUGUCCUGAAGCUUUGAGUCAAAGCUCUACAGAUACAGAUCUCAAUCUAGAUCAUAUUCGCAAUGAUAGGUUUUCGAUCUUAUAUCCACUUGUUGAUAUAGGCAAUCAUAAUGGUAUCAAUCAAGUAGAGUGGAGAAAAGACCCCAUCUCCAAUUCCUUCGAUCUAGUCCAUUCUGCUGGUGUCUCACAGGGAGACCAGAUUUACAAUUACUAUGGAAACAAAUCAAAUAGCGAAUUACUAGUUGGCUACGGGUUUAUUCUUCCAAACGAUCUUAGGUCAGAAUUGUCACAAUCCUCCAGAUCCAAGGCAGCCCGAGGAGGAAUUCAUGUUUUGCCGUGCAAACCACCAUCUGCAAACGGGUCACACGAUUCUAGGAUCUUGGAAUUUCACAGCUUUGGAGAAGGUCUAGUGGAUCUCAUUUGCUGUAUUGUAGCAAAUGAACGAGAGCGUUCAUACAUGUUGAAGUUUCCGGAAAUAUGCCCAGAAAGAAUUGCACAGCCCUUCCAAAGCCCUCUAUGUAGAGCAGUGUUACAGGCAAUACUUAUUAUCCAAUCUAAGCUCGCAUACGAAAUUGAGAAGAUUGAACAAAUCGGAGCAAGUCUAGGCCCCCCUCAAAAUUAUAAUCAAUCCCUCGCUCUGAAUUACCGGAACCUCCAACUCAUCACCUUACGAUCCGCUCUUCAACCCCUAGAUCUUCUAACCACACCAAUCCUCACCCCAUCCCUCGAACUCUCACCACAUUCUUCAACAGGCACUUUGAAAAUCCUCUCAAUCGAACAGGCCUACUCACUACUCACCCACCACUACCCAUCCCUCUCUACCAGCAUCCACAAUCUCAUCGCCUCAGACCAAGAAGAAGAACUUCCUCUAGAUUGGUCUGUCCUUCUCGAAGAUUGGAACUUCACAUACUGGACUCUGUGGGUUUAUAUCAUCAUGCUCAAGCGAUCCGACCAAAAAACUCUUGCGGCUAUACACCCAGCAUUAGAGAAAUGGAUUAGAGAUGGAACUUUAAUCUUCUCCCCCCAAAACCCCACCCCCACCUUCCACGGCGCCAUCGACGAACACGAAACCCUCACAACCACCCUCUCCCAACUACGAAAACUGCACCCAGAACUUUUCAACCUCCAAAAUGUAAACCACGAGCACCUCCUCAGUCUCGCAAGUUGUGUGGUCAAGGAACAGACAUUUACGGCGCCUGUAUGUAGUCGUCGUGAUUCAAGUAACGACAAGGGACUUGUGGGUCUCGAAAUGAAUGAGGUUAACCCUAAAUAUCAUAAAUCUGAUGAAUUACAAAGCAAACUCAAAUCUCCUCUCUUGAUGUAA
Messenger RNA from Botrytis sinoallii, 1857 nucleotides. RefSeq lists its product as uncharacterized. Gene Ontology annotation, cellular component: nucleus. Lineage: Eukaryota; Fungi; Ascomycota; Leotiomycetes; Helotiales; Sclerotiniaceae. Bases 1 to 1857 code for a protein of 618 amino acids. Gene Ontology annotation, molecular function: protein-lysine N-methyltransferase activity. Gene Ontology annotation, biological process: peptidyl-lysine monomethylation. The record is from RefSeq and is a predicted model, not a curated record. The transcript is spliced from 6 exons.